Messenger RNA from Chenopodium quinoa (quinoa), 2135 nucleotides. RefSeq names its product aldehyde dehydrogenase family 2 member B7, mitochondrial-like. Gene Ontology annotation, molecular function: aldehyde dehydrogenase (NAD+) activity. Lineage: Eukaryota; Viridiplantae; Streptophyta; Magnoliopsida; Caryophyllales; Amaranthaceae. The transcript is spliced from 10 exons. Bases 49 to 1659 code for a protein of 536 amino acids. The record is from RefSeq and is a predicted model, not a curated record.
GACAGAAAGUCAAAUGGCUAAGUACAAAGGAAAAGAGAGUGCAAUAAUAUGGCUAGUCAAAUGAUUUCAUCUGUUUUUUCACGAGCAUUGGUUUCUUCAACUCGUUCUACUCUUUCUCAAGGGAGAGCUUGUCAGUUGAGAAGAGUAGUCUGCAGAUACAGCACAACUGCAGCUGCCGAGGAACCCAUCACUCCACCAGUAAAGGUGAAAUAUACUCAGCUGUUAAUCAAUGGAAAGUUUGUGGAUUCAGCUUCAGGUAAAAAAUUCAAGACAAAUGACCCUAGAACAGGUAAUGUGAUUGCUGAGGUUGCUGAGGGUGAUGUUGAGGAUAUCAAUCGCGCAGUUGCUGCUGCUCGCAAAGCUUUUGAUGAAGGGCCUUGGCCUAAGAUGACUGCUUAUCAAAGAUCACAAAUCCUGUUAAAGUUUGCUGAUCUACUUGACCAGCACACUGAUGAGAUUGCUGCCCUUGAGACGUGGGACAAUGGAAAGCCGUAUGAGCAAGCUGCUAAGAUCGAACUACCAAUGUGUGCUCGCAUAAUGAGAUAUUAUGCUGGAUGGGCGGAUAAAAUACAUGGUCUAACUAUGCCUGCUGAUGGACCUCAUCAUGUACAAACCCUCCAUGAACCCAUAGGUGUAGCAGGACAAAUUAUCCCAUGGAAUUUCCCUCUUCUCAUGUUUGUGUGGAAGAUCGGGCCUGCAUUAGCUUGUGGAAAUUCCGUUGUUAUGAAGACUGCAGAACAAACACCAUUGACUGCCCUUUAUGCAGCAAAACUUCUCCAUGAGGCCGGACUUCCUGAUGGUGUUCUAAAUGUGGUUUCUGGUUAUGGCCCUACUGCCGGUGCAGCUCUAGCAUCUCACAUGGAUGUGGACAAGCUGGCCUUUACUGGAUCAACUGAGACUGGAAAACUGGUGCUUGAGAUGGCAGCAAAGAGUAAUCUAAAGUCGGUGACUUUGGAGCUUGGAGGGAAAUCUCCUUUCAUUGUGUGCAAGGAUGCUGAUAUAGAUAAGGCUGUUGAACUCGCUCACUUUGCCCUUUUCUUCAAUCAGGGACAAUGCUGCUGUGCUGGCUCGCGUACAUAUGUACAUGAAAGUGUAUACAAUGAGUUUGUUGAGAAAGCAAAGGCACGUGCCAUAAAGCGUGUUGUUGGUGAUCCAUUCAGGAAGGACAUUGAACAAGGUCCUCAGAUCGAUUCAGAACAAUUUGAGAAGGUGAUGCAAUAUAUUAGAUCCGGUAUUGAGAGUGGAGCUAAGCUUGAAACAGGAGGAGAACAAUUAGGGUCAAAGGGAUUCUACAUACAACCCACUGUUUUCUCCAAUGUCAAUGAAGACAUGCUGAUUGCAAAGGAUGAAAUAUUUGGUCCUGUUCAGUCUAUCUUGAAGUUCAAGGACCUUGGAGAGGUGGUUCGACGAGCCAAUGCUUCACCCUAUGGGCUAGCAGCCGGAGUCUUCACCCAGGAUAUAGACACUGCUAAUACUUUGGCUCGGGCCUUAAGAGUUGGCACGGUGUGGGUGAACUGCUUUGAUGUCUUCGAUGCAGGCAUUCCGUUUGGUGGUUACAAGAUGAGUGGACAAGGAAGGGAGAAGGGAAUUUACAGUCUGAUGAAUUAUCUGCAAGUCAAGGCUGUGGUUACUCCUUUGAAGGAUCCUGCAUGGCUGUAAAAACACACACAAAUUAUAGAAUUUUUCCCUUUUGUUCUAAAAGAUUAUCCAUUGUCUGCAAGAAAUAGCACAUAUUUUGUGCCUUUUAGUUGUAUUUUUGUGGUUCAUUGUCUUUGUUGUAUGAAAUUAACUGAGCAAUUUCGUUAUGUUGAAGUCAAUUGGCAAAUCAUCAGGAAAGAUACUCCAUAUGUAUUUUUAUUUGCAAAUUCAGAUGUUGAGAAUAAUGAGCAAUUUUGUCUAUAGCAUAAACAUGUACUUUUUUUUUUUUUUUUCAACAUACAUCUCAAAUUCUCAACAUUUACUUAUUAUUUUUAUUUUUUAAGUGUAUAGUUGGAUGACAAAAGCACAUGUUGAAUACAUGUUUGUAAAAUUGUUUUUGAAACUUCAAAAAGUGAAGGUAUACCCAAUCGAAUAUUUCCCCUAAAAAAAGGUAAGUCUUCAUGUAAAUUCUGUUCACGAGAUCACUCCUUGUUGGC